Giardia duodenalis is the source of this 3576-nucleotide messenger RNA. Its product is annotated as Ankyrin repeat protein 1. The coding region runs from base 1 to 3576 and encodes 1191 amino acids. The record is from RefSeq and is a predicted model, not a curated record. The transcript has a single exon. Gene Ontology annotation, molecular function: protein binding. Lineage: Eukaryota; Fornicata; Diplomonadida; Hexamitidae.
AUGAACGUUGACCCGUGGUUCAACGCAGCCGCUAAUGGAGAUGUACGUUUCAUUGCUAGAAACUAUUUGAGCAAUGCAAAGCGUACAGAACCUAACCCUCCUUAUCAGACAGCGAUGAUGAAGGCAGCAGAGACACAUAACCUCAGUAUCGUCAAACUUCUACUAUCCCAUGAAAAGCGCCUGACAACUCCGGAGGGAUGGACUUCGCUUAUGAGUGCAGCGAAGAAUGGCUUUACAGAUAUUGUGGAAACCCUAUUUCCUCAUGAGGCAGGCUUUAGGACGUUGACUACGGUUUCUCCUUAUAAACCUAACACCACUGCUCUUCUCCUUGCUGCUACGCAUGGGCAUGAUCAAAUUGUAAAGCUUCUUUAUGACCGAGAGGCAGAGCUUAGUGGCUGGACCCCUCUUUUCCUUGCCGCGUACAAUGUUGACUUUGGAGCACUAAACACCGCGUUUUCUAGUGACCCUGGCUUGCUCACAUCUGUGGCCCCGAGAGAUAAUUAUAACCGCACCCCCUUAAUGUAUCUUGUAAUGCACCGUCGCGAUACUCUGGCGCGACACGAUUUAGGACGCUGCAUCAAACUCUUAAUUCGGACGCAAGAAGGGGCACAGGAUGCUUAUGGGAAAACGGCGCUUAUGUAUGCGGUCACAGCUAGACAUCGAGAUGCAGUGCGCUAUCUUCUUGACCUAACCACUACUGAGAUAAAUAAGCACACAUAUGAUGAAACAGAUAAUGGAACAGUUGUAGCGGGGAAGACAGCCCUUAUGCUUGCGGUCGAGAUGGAAGACUACACCCUUUGCGAUAUGCUAUCGCGCUAUGAAAUUGGUCGCACAACCCAGUCUGGAAUCACAUCCUUGAUGCUUGCUGCAAGCCUUGGUAACUUAGAAAUAUGUAAGCUUCUGGCUCCAUAUGAAAAUAGUUUCUCUACGGUUUCCGCAACGGCCGAGUUUCCAGUUGGCUCCACUGCUUUGACAAUAGCUAAGCAAUGUGGGCGACAAGAAGUUGUCUCACUUCUCCAGACUAUAGGUAAUGAACCGGGUCAGGGCACUGCCUUCCCCAUCCCUCUUCGAUCUCUCGGACGAAUUGAUGGGUCUCUAAUUUAUUCGUCUCUCUAUGGUAGUUCAUCCGAUCAUCAGCUUAAAGGAUCUAAUAGACCCUUAGGGCUUAUAUCUCGAGGCUCCUCUCCUCCUUUCCAAGGAACCGAACCCUAUACGCAACCGAUAAUAAUCCCCAUAUCAACACCUACUGGCCGGGGAGACGCAAUAACAGCAAAGGCCAGUUACACAUCUUCAGUAAUGCGUCUUUCUGGAGCGCAGCAAGAAAGUUUUGAUGAUAGCGCUUUACUUUCAAGGAAAUCCAACUUCUCUCUAUCUCACAAUGUUUCUGGAAGACCGAAGUCGGCAGUUCUCACAGGGAGCCUAUCUGUUGAAUCUCCAACAAGACCAAUGACCGUUUCAGAGCUAACUGGGCGCAAACAGAACAUUAGUGACUCCCAGAAUUAUAAAGAAUUAAGCGAACGGACAUCUCAACAGCACUCGAGCUUGCAUGUUGACGGGAGUUUGGUGGCUCAAUCAACACCAUGGUCAGCAAAAAGCCAACGCGACUCACGCCUUCAGUUAGAAAUAGAAAAUGCUGUACUAAAUAGAAAGCUUUACGAGGCUGAUAAAAAGAUAGCAUUGCUGCAGUCCGUGGACGCUAACGUAGUAGAGCUGCGGUCUGAGUUGGAUCAAGCUAGGAAGACCAUUACGCAAAACCAGAACUACAUUCAAGAAUUAGAAAAAGAAAAAGACAGUACGAUUCAACAGCUGGCACGUGAACAGGUGCAUAAUGAUGUGGGGAACAUAAUUAGGCGCCUUUCUACCAACUCUUCUCCCAACGCAGACUAUGCAGAACUAGAUCAGUCUAAUUCUAAUAUUGAAUUGGAGAACCUACGGGCAGACCUGGAUGACAAAUCAACAGAGCUUCAGGUCUUUCGAUAUGAUGUUUCGAGCCGCAUUUAUCCGGCGAUAUACGAGCUUCAAUCUCAUUUUACGACCUCUCAUGUAGCUGUUCAACAGAAAAUAGAUGACAUUACAACUAAGUUGUCUGUACAUGAAGGCCUAGUGCAACAAAUCUCCUCGAUGUUAAUAGCUCUUCGACAACGAGAGGUCCUCAAGCAUCCCGAUUUGUUUAUAAAUGAUCUCAUUAGUGGAUCAACGGUGGACACAACAGGCGCUGCUUUCAAGGCAUCUCUUGGCUCAAACUCUCAGCUGUCUAUUGACAAUGCUCAGGGAGCGCUAAAUAGUAAUUUAGAACUCUUGGGGCUGCAACAGAAGAUUAGCGAGCUAGAGCGUGAAAAUGCUAUCCUCAAACAACACAGAGUCGCUGAGGAUGCCAUUCUAACGUCCCCGGAACACCGAACUUUUAAUCAAAACUCGACACAUACCCAGCAGGAUGGAUUUAUUAUUUCUAAACUAGAAGAGACAAACAAUCGUCUAAAGGCUAUAGAAAGCAUUCUUUCAUUGCUCCGAACACCUGGAGCAACUGGACAGAGCGGACAAUCAAACGUACAUUCAGAUAGUUCCCUUAAUAAGACACUGACAGCCUUGGAGGGCGAACUAACGUUACUGAAAUCGUCCAUCUGCCAAUUUGAUAAUAAAGUACAGGGUGGUUCAAAUGCAGGAGCAGAGUCGACGCUUUUAGAUGAAUUGGACAAGAACCUACAAGAGACACGAGUUUUUGACGCAAAGUUUUCUGAGCUUAGGAAUAAAGUUUUAGUUUACAAGGAAUCUGUUCAAAAGGAAAGAAGGCAGAAUAUGCUUCUUAGCGAACAGAUAUCUAAAUUAACAGCCGAUUUAGACCUUACAACGAAGCAGCUCCACGCAGCUCAGGAAGAGGUGCAGGCCCUUCGCCAAGCCAAGGAUCAGGAGGACUUACGUAACAACACUAGUAUAAAGCGUAGGGAGGAGGAACUAGAAGAUCUUAGAGCACAACUGCAAGUGAUGGAUGAUUUGGAGUCCCAGGUUUCAGCAUUGAAAACGGAGAAUGCCCUGCUAGAAAAUAAAGUAGAUCAUCUGCAAAAGGACAUAAGCGUCUCAACAGCUGAGUUAAGCUUCAAAGAGAGACAGCUUCUGGAACAAGGAACGUCUCUACAAACUCUUGAGAUAAAACACCAGCGAUUAGUGUCAGAUAAUGAGGUACUUACAAGAGAAAAGCGCGAACUAGAAGCCAAAACAGAGUGUUUGCUGCAGGAGUAUGAUGCGCUUCAGGAAGAAAUGAAGCUACUAAUGACCAAGAAUGCAAGUUCAGAAGAAAGCCUGAGAAUAAUGUCCAUGGAACUAAAGUCUAUGCGCGAGGGUGGUAACGAGGAGAUCAAGUCGCUGAGAAGACAAUUGGCAGAGGCAGAGUCUUCUCUAAUGAAUUUCAAGCAGGAGAGUGAAACCACAAUACACGGAUUAGAGAGCAGAUUAAGGAGCUCUACCGAAGCUCUGGUGUCAAUUCGAAAUGAAGUAGGGGCAUCAUGCGAAUGUAUAGAGAAGGCAAGACAACGCUUGGAGAGCGCAGAUGACCUCCUGAGUCGCACGAUUGGUAUGUGA